This is a messenger RNA of Serinus canaria (Common canary), 9252 nucleotides long. It is a transcript of the gene SCN8A, whose product is annotated as sodium voltage-gated channel alpha subunit 8. NCBI's taxonomy places the organism in Eukaryota, Metazoa, Chordata, Aves, Passeriformes, Fringillidae. Gene Ontology annotation, biological process: membrane depolarization during action potential; neuronal action potential; sodium ion transmembrane transport. The transcript is spliced from 27 exons. Bases 525 to 6461 code for a protein of 1978 amino acids. Gene Ontology annotation, cellular component: axon; plasma membrane; voltage-gated sodium channel complex. Gene Ontology annotation, molecular function: protein binding; voltage-gated sodium channel activity. The record is from RefSeq and is a predicted model, not a curated record.
CCAUCCUUCCAGAAACUUCUCCCUUCCACAGGGGGUGAUUGGGCAGGUGCCCCGAGCCCUUCCUUUGUUCGUGUAUCACUUGUUGCCACCGGUGUCAGUCAUGUUGAAUUCCCCUCCUCAGUUUCCCCCGAUUGGUUCUUGUACACCCCUUUAUAUACUGCUUCUCCCCCUUUUGUCCCGUCUUUUCCCGCCUGGACGCGGUGGGGAAUACAUUAAAACCACUGGGCUACACCGGGCGUGUUAAGACCCUCUUUUCUCUCCGGCUUCUCUGCCUUGCCGCUCCUCUCCAUACUGUUGCUUUCUGCCGAAGGCGCAGCCCGGACGUCCCUGACGGCUCCGGGUAGUGCCCCUAGCUGCUAGCUGUUGCUGUGCUCCGCGCUAGCCCCGGCCGCCUUCCCCCCACCCCCCGCUCGGACGGGAGGAAAGUGCUUUCGACGCAGCAGCGCGGCAAGGAAGGAAACAACUUCAAGAGCUGACCUGCCCAGGGUGCAACAUCUCUAAAGAAGCUGCUGCAGGAUGAAAAGAUGGCAGCGCGGCUGCUCGCACCACCAGGCCCCGAGAGUUUUAAACCCUUCACUCCGGAGUCCCUGGCCAACAUCGAGAAACACAUCGCGGAGCUGAAGAAGAAGCAGCGCUCCAAGCAGGACAGCAGCCACCGGGAUGACGAUGAAGACAGCAAACCAAAACCAAACAGUGACCUUGAGGCGGGCAAGAAUUUGCCUUUCAUCUACGGGGACAUCCCUAAAGGGCUGGUUGCUGUGCCACUGGAGGACUUUGACCCUUAUUAUAUGACCCAGAAAACCUUUGUAGUACUAAACAGAGGGAAAACACUCUUCCGAUUUAGUGCCACACCUGCCUUGUACAUUUUAAGUCCUUUUAAUCUGUUUAGAAGAAUAGCUAUUAAAAUUUUGAUACAUUCAGUAUUUAGCAUGAUCAUUAUGUGCACUAUUUUGACCAACUGUGUAUUCAUGACUUUUAGUAACCCGCCAGAAUGGUCAAAGAAUGUGGAGUACACAUUCACCGGGAUUUAUACGUUUGAAUCACUCGUGAAAAUCAUUGCCAGAGGUUUCUGUAUAGAUGGCUUCACCUUCCUGAGGGAUCCCUGGAACUGGCUGGAUUUCAGCGUCAUCAUGAUGGCAUAUGUCACAGAGUUUGUGGACCUUGGGAAUGUCUCAGCAUUGAGAACUUUCAGAGUUCUCCGAGCUUUGAAAACUAUCUCUGUAAUUCCAGGCUUGAAGACCAUCGUGGGUGCCCUGAUCCAGUCUGUGAAGAAGCUGUCGGAUGUGAUGAUCCUGACAGUUUUCUGUCUCAGUGUCUUUGCCCUCAUCGGGCUCCAGCUGUUCAUGGGCAAUUUAAGGAACAAGUGUGUGAUUUGGCCAAUUAAUGUGAACGAGACCUUCCUGGAUAAUGGCUCCAGGGGCUUCGACUGGGAGGAAUACACCAACAAUAUGUCAAAUUUUUACAUCAUUCCUGGCGCCCCUGACCCUUUGCUCUGUGGUAACAGCUCAGAUGCAGGCCAAUGUCCAGAGGGAUACACGUGCAUGAAGGCAGGACGGAACCCCAACUAUGGCUACACGAGCUUUGACACCUUCAGCUGGGCUUUUCUGGCUUUAUUUCGCCUUAUGACUCAGGACUUUUGGGAAAACUUGUAUCAGUUAACUUUACGAGCGGCAGGAAAAACCUACAUGAUCUUCUUUGUGCUGGUGAUCUUUGUGGGAUCCUUUUACCUGGUGAAUCUGAUUUUGGCUGUGGUGGCCAUGGCCUACGAGGAGCAGAACCAGGCGACCCUAGAGGAGGCAGAGCAGAAGGAGGCAGAAUUCAAGGCCAUGUUGGAGCAAUUGAAAAAGCAACAGGAAGAAGCACAGGCUGCUGCCAUGGUCACCUCGGCAGGGACAGUGUCUGAAGAUGCUGUGGAAGAUGAUGGUGGGGGGAGGAUGUCCCGGAGCUCCUCGGAGAUUUCCAAGCUCAGUUCCAAGAGUGCCAAGGAGCGUCGGAACAGGAGGAAGAAGCGGAAGGACAAGGAGCUGUCGGAAGGAGAUGAGAAGUGUGACAAUGAGAAGGUGUUCAAAUCAGAAUCUGAGGAUGGCAUGAGGAGGAAAGCAUUCAGGCUGCCAGAUAACAGGCUGGGAAGGAAGUUUUCCAUCAUGAACCAGUCUCUCCUCAGCAUCCCAGGUUCCCCUUUCCUCUCCCGCCACAACAGCAAGAGCAGCAUCUUCAGCUACAAGGGGCGCUUCCGCGACCCGGGCUCGGAGAACGAGUUCGCGGACGACGAGCACAGCACGGUGGAGGAGAGCGAGGGCAGGAGGGACUCGCUCUUCAUCCCCAUCCGCGGCCGCGACCGGCGCAGCAGCUACAGCGGCUACAGCGGCUACAGCCAGGGCAGCCGCUCCUCGCGCAUCUUCCCCACGCUGCGCCGCAGCAUCAAGAGGAACAGCACCGUGGACUGCAAUGGCGUCGUGUCCCUCAUCGGAGGGCCACCCUCCAGCAUGCCUGGUGGCCGCAUCCUGCCCGAGGGUACCACUGAGAUUGAAAUUAGAAAGAAGCCUGGUGGGUCGCUCUUGGUCUCAAUGGAUCAGGUGAAUGCAUCCUAUGGAAGGAAGGAUCGGACCAACAGUGUCAUGACUGGGUUGACCAACACCCUUGUUGAGGAGCUGGAAGAGUCCCAGAGGAAGUGUCCCCCUUGCUGGUACAAAUUUGCCAAUACCUUCCUGAUCUGGGAAUGCCACCCAUACUGGAUGAAACUGAAGGAGAUUGUGAACUUAAUUGUCAUGGAUCCUUUUGUUGACUUGGCCAUCACCAUCUGCAUCGUGCUGAACACAUUGUUCAUGGCCAUGGAGCACCACCCCAUGACCCCUGAGUUUGAGCACGUGCUCUCUGUGGGAAAUCUGGUUUUCACUGGGAUUUUCACAGCAGAAAUGUUCCUGAAGCUCAUUGCAAUGGAUCCGUACUAUUAUUUUCAAGAAGGCUGGAACAUCUUUGAUGGAUUUAUUGUCUCCCUGAGUUUAAUGGAGCUGAGCCUGGCAGAUGUGGAGGGACUUUCCGUGCUGCGAUCUUUCCGAUUGCUGAGAGUCUUCAAACUGGCCAAGUCCUGGCCCACUCUGAACAUGCUGAUAAAAAUCAUUGGUAACUCAGUGGGUGCCUUGGGGAAUUUGACCUUGGUGCUGGCCAUCAUCGUGUUCAUCUUCGCCGUGGUGGGAAUGCAGCUCUUUGGCAAAAGCUACAAGGAGUGUGUCUGCAAGAUCAAUCCGGAGUGUGAGCUACCCCGCUGGCACAUGCACGAUUUCUUCCACUCCUUCCUUAUUGUCUUCCGUGUGUUGUGUGGGGAGUGGAUUGAGACCAUGUGGGAUUGUAUGGAAGUGGCAGGACAGGCCAUGUGCUUGAUUGUCUUCAUGAUGGUCAUGGUCAUCGGAAACUUAGUGGUGCUGAACCUGUUCUUGGCCUUGUUGCUGAGCUCCUUCAGUGCAGACAACCUGGCAGCCACAGAUGAUGACGGGGAGAUGAACAACCUGCAGAUCUCGGUGAUCCGCAUCAAGAAGGGCAUUGCCUGGACCAAGGCCAAGGUCAGGGAGUUCAUGCAGGCCCACUUCAAGCAGAGAGAGGCCGAUGAGGUGAAACCCUUGGAUGAGCUGUACGACAAGAAGGUGAACUGCAUUGCCAACCACACCGGGGCCGACAUCAACCGCGACAUCGACUUCCUCAAGAACGGCAACGGCACCACCAGCGGCAUCGGGAGCAGCGUGGAGAAAUACAUCAUCGACGAGGACCACAUGUCCUUCAUCAACAACCCCAACCUCACCGUGCGCGUCCCCAUCGCCGUGGGCGAGUCCGACUUCGAGAACCUCAACACGGAGGAUUUCAGCAGCGACACGGAUCCUGAUGGCAGCAAAGAGAAACUUGACGAGACCAGCUCCUCUGAGGGCAGCACCAUUGACAUAAAGCCUGAAGUGGAAGAAGUGCCCGUGGAGGCACCAGAGGAGUACCUGGACCCAGAUGCCUGUUUCACAGAAGGUUGUAUGCAGCGCUGCAAGUGUUGUCAGGUCAAUAUUGAGGAGGGGUUGGGAAAGUCGUGGUGGACCUUGAGGAAAACUUGUUUCCUAAUUGUGGAGCACAAUUGGUUUGAGACUUUCAUCAUCUUUAUGAUCCUCCUGAGCAGUGGGGCUCUGGCUUUUGAGGAUAUUUACAUCGAGCAGAGAAAAACCAUCCGGACCAUCCUGGAGUAUGCAGACAAGGUCUUCACCUACAUUUUCAUCCUGGAGAUGCUGCUGAAGUGGUGUGCCUAUGGAUUUGUGAAAUUCUUCACCAAUGCCUGGUGCUGGUUGGAUUUCCUCAUCGUGGCUGUCUCUUUAGUCAGCCUUAUAGCUAAUGCCCUGGGCUACUCGGAACUAGGUGCCAUAAAAUCCCUUAGGACACUAAGAGCCUUGAGGCCUUUAAGAGCGUUGUCCCGAUUUGAGGGGAUGAGGGUGGUUGUCAAUGCCUUGGUUGGCGCUAUCCCUUCCAUUAUGAAUGUCUUGUUGGUCUGCCUUAUCUUCUGGCUGAUUUUCAGCAUUAUGGGGGUUAACCUGUUUGCCGGGAAAUAUCAUUACUGCUUUAAUGAAACAGCUGAGCAUCGCUUUGAGAUAGAUGUUGUUAACAACAAGACAGAAUGCGAGGCUCUGAUGCCACCCAACUCCACGGAAAUCCGAUGGAAGAACGUGAAAAUUAACUUUGACAACGUUGGGGCAGGAUAUCUGGCUCUCCUCCAAGUUGCUACAUUCAAGGGCUGGAUGGACAUCAUGUAUGCGGCUGUAGAUUCCAGAAAGCAAGAAGAGCAGCCCAAGUACGAGGACAACAUUUACAUGUACAUCUAUUUUGUUAUUUUCAUCAUCUUUGGCUCCUUUUUUACCCUGAACUUGUUCAUUGGUGUCAUCAUCGACAACUUCAAUCAACAAAAGAAAAAGUUUGGAGGUCAAGAUAUUUUCAUGACAGAAGAACAAAAGAAGUACUACAAUGCCAUGAAAAAACUGGGCUCAAAGAAGCCUCAAAAACCCAUUCCCCGACCUCUGAACCGCAUCCAAGGAGCCGUCUUCGACUUUGUCACUCAGCAAGCCUUCGACAUCGUCAUUAUGAUGCUCAUCUGCCUCAACAUGGUGACCAUGAUGGUGGAGACAGACACGCAGAGCAAGCAGAUGGAGGACAUCCUUUACUGGAUCAACUUUGUGUUUGUCAUCUUCUUCACCUGUGAGUGUGUGCUGAAGAUGUUUGCCUUGAGGCACUACUAUUUCACCAUCGGGUGGAACAUCUUUGACUUCGUGGUUGUGAUUCUGUCCAUCGUGGGGAUGUUCCUGGCUGAAAUCAUUGAGAAGUACUUCGUGUCACCCACUCUGUUCCGAGUCAUCCGCCUGGCUCGCAUCGGCCGCAUCCUGCGAUUGAUCAAGGGAGCCAAAGGGAUCCGCACGCUGCUUUUUGCCUUAAUGAUGUCCCUGCCUGCCUUGUUCAACAUCGGCCUCCUGCUCUUCCUGGUCAUGUUCAUCUUCUCCAUCUUUGGCAUGUCCAACUUUGCCUACGUCAAGCACGAGGCCGGCAUAGACGACAUGUUCAACUUUGAGACCUUUGGCAACAGCAUGAUCUGCUUGUUCCAGAUCACCACCUCGGCUGGCUGGGACGGGCUCUUGCUGCCCAUCCUGAACCGGCCCCCAGACUGUGACCUGGACAAGGAGCACCCGGGCAGCGGCUUCAAGGGGGAUUGCGGGAACCCCUCGGUGGGGAUAUUUUUCUUUGUGAGCUACAUCAUCAUCUCCUUCCUGAUCGUGGUCAACAUGUACAUCGCCAUCAUCCUGGAGAAUUUCAGCGUGGCAACAGAGGAGAGCGCGGAUCCGCUCAGCGAGGAUGACUUCGAGACCUUCUACGAGAUCUGGGAGAAGUUCGACCCCGACGCCACGCAGUUCAUUGAGUACAGCAAGCUGGCGGACUUCGCCGACGCCCUGGAGCAUCCCCUGCGUGUCCCAAAGCCCAACACCAUCGAACUCAUCGCCAUGGACCUGCCUAUGGUAAGUGGGGACAGGAUCCACUGUUUGGACAUUCUGUUUGCCUUCACCAAACGUGUCCUGGGGGACAGCGGGGAGCUGGAUAUCCUGAGACAGCAGAUGGAGGAGAGGUUUGUGGCUUCCAACCCUUCCAAAGUGUCUUAUGAGCCCAUCACCACCACGCUGCGGCGCAAGCAGGAGGAGGUGUCGGCGGUGGUGAUCCAGAGGGCUUACAGGGCUCGUUUGGCACGACGGGGCUUCAUCAGCCGAAGGCCUGCCACCACCAAACUGGAGAACGGGGGAGCCAACAGGGAGAAAAAGGAGGGCACCCCCUCCACGGCGUCCCUGCCGUCCUACGACAGCGUCACCAAACCCGAGAAGGAGAAACAGCAGCGGGCGGAGGAGGGCAGGAGAGAAAAGGCAAAGAGACAAAAAGACGCCAGGGUGGCCAAGUCUUGAGAGACACACACACACAAACACAGAGAGAGAGAGAGAGAGAGGAAAAAAAAUUAACAAAAAAAAAUAGUAGAAUUGUACGAAUUAAAAUAUUUGCAAAUGGAAAAAAAAAAAAAAAAGAUUGUUUACAAACUUCCUGAAAUAUAUCAAUACAGAACAGCUGUGGAGACACUUACCUGAAGAUCUUAUACCAAACAUAGUCUGCUUACUGUGUGACAGCAUUGCAUCUAAAGCAGUGACCUACCACCUGUUUAAAGGACCCUGUAAACAAACAUUUAAACACAAAAAAAAGGAAAAAAAAGGAUUUUCUAUUGUUUGGGCAGGUGGAUACUGCAUGUUCCACAUCAGUCAAUGCAACUUAGGACAAACAAGCAAAAUAAACCACACACACACACACACACACACACACACACACAAACUCACACAGAGCAACAAAACUCGCUGCUGGGAUUCAUGUAUUUUCCAAAGCAGCCCCAAAUGGAUUUUAUUUUCCCAUUUUGUUGAUUAUUCUCAGAAGAAAACCCAGAAGUCACAAUGUCAGUGGGUUUAUUCAUGCAAAACUAUAUUUGCAUUUAGUUAAGCAGAAAAAAAAAAAAAAAAAGAGGAAAAAAAUUGAAAAAAGAGUUAAAACAAGUAGAACAAAAAAAAAAAAAGGAAAAAAUGAAGCAAAGCACCCAUUAAGCCCACUGAGUUACCAUAGUUUAUUUGAGAUUUAUUAUUUGCAUUCUACUUUCUACAUGGGCUUUACUUGGUUUGGGAGAUGGGGCAGUCGGGUACCUUCAGCCUGGAGCCAGCUCGGGCUGAUCCCCCCCCAAAAAACAAAGUGCUCGUUAACGCCUAGAAGCAAUUUUUGCAGAUUUUUGCAUGUCGGCAUGAUCAGGGACCAUGCAUGAGGAACCACAACCAGGGGACACGCAGUCACCUGACCACAGAGGUGUGUUAAGCCAUAAAUUUGAGGCACUCCACUGAGUAUCUACCGCACACUGUAUUUUGGAGAGAAACCUUAGUGAUGCUCCUGCCCGGCACCAGUAUUCCCAGUUCAUAGAGAAUCUUCCAUAAACCUGCCAGUAGAAGAAAAAAAAAAAACCAACAAAACCGCAGUGUAGCUCUAAAAACACAAAAUCCCCCAACAGAACAAGCAGGUGAAUGAAUUGUGUGUGUCUGUUUCACAACUUUGACUUUCUUUUCCAUACAGCCAUGGUUUUUUGCACACUGAAACAGAACAAAAUUCCAAAAUGCUGCUCUGGACCUCACCAAAGGGGAGAGGAUAAAUCUGGGAAUGGCUUGUUAUCCAUGUCACUGUAAAUCCAAAACCUAGGGCUUCAACCAGCCAGCAAGGUCAGUUGUAUCCUGCAAUAUUUAGCAUUAAUAUUAAUUGUCCUUCAGCCUCCAUCCUGCAGGGUAGACACUUCUUUUGGUAGAGAUAAAUGUUAAAAAAAAAAAAAAAAAAGCACGUUACCUCUGCUGGUAGGAAUUUGGGGAGCUCACCCACAGCACUCCUGGGGUGGAGGGCGGGGUUGGGAGUCACCCUCGGGGUCAGGACCCAUCUUUGGGGUCGGGACCCACCCUUGGUUGUCCCAUGGCCAUCGUGGCUCCUGCUCUGGGGGGGUGCAGAGCUGGACCACGGGGUGCUGAGGUGUGGCCAGGAGGAGUUUUGGGGGCUGCAACCCAGGAGGGGCCAGGUGCCUUCACCUUCCCCCCAUUUCCCACACCUGCCCCAGGUAGCCCUGGGGGUACCUCUGGGCUGGUCUCACUGCAGCAGAAGGAGCAUCACGAGCCACGUUCGGCUGUUUUCUGUUUCCUCACCCCCAGCUCCCUCUUGGGGUGUCCUCAGCCAGUCUCCGUCCAGCCCCACUCAGGUUGGGGUGUCCCUUCAGGGUGGUGGCACCAGGGAGGGGAAGCCAAGGGUCACUGCAGGGGUGACAUCCAAACUAAGGGUACCCAAAGUAGGGAAAAAGAAAACCCCAAUACACCAGAGCUUGAUGGGAGGAUGAAUCUCAGUUUGCAUAAUCCCAUAAACCCAGAAAAUGCCAGGAAUCACCUAAAGUAAACCAAACCCAAGCAGGAAGCCAUCCAGCAGCCAUCUGUGCCACUUUGGCAACCUCGGGGCGGCCACGGCACGGGAGCAGCUCUGCCCCCCAGCAGAGACCUCGUCUGUCCUGCCCCGUUGCUCCCAGGAUGGGAUGUAUAAUAAUAAAAAUAACAACAAAGAAACAACAACAAAAAAAUCUACAUACAUAUGUACAGGCUACGUUGUAAACAGCACAAAAAAAAAGAAAAAAAGGGAAAAAAAUAGCUGAAAAGUGUGGUUGAACUUUUUAAGAGAAUAUUAUAAAUACUGUAAUAUAUCAUUUUAUUUUAUUGGCAUGCCUUUUUGUAAAUACAAUGAACUACAAAAAUUAUAGAAUGGCUUCUGGCUUAUGCCAUUGUCCAUGGUUAUUUUUAUUUUUUUAAGAUUUUUCUGUUGUCCUUAGAUUUUAGAUAGCCAGGAAAUGUCCCCCAAAGGAAAAAAAAUAACCACAACAACAAAAAAAUUCCAAAUGAAAACCUAACCCCCUCAAAAUAGGAUAAUCUAUAAUAAACAAAAGCUUUAUUGCAAGUGGUAUUUGCAGCAGCAAAAGUGGCUAUUUUUGGGUUCCAAUGUGCAAUAAGUCAACCACUUCUAUGCAAGAUUUGGCUGAAUUUCAUAAUUGUUCCUAGGCUGGGCUUGUAGCUCGGCGCGUUGGCGUUUGUGCUGGCAACUCCUGAAGCUGCUCAAUGACUUUAAAAUAAAAAAGUCCCUUCAAACUCUGUA